Molecule: messenger RNA, 1308 nt
Organism: Rotaria sp. Silwood2
Lineage: Eukaryota; Metazoa; Rotifera; Eurotatoria; Philodinida; Philodinidae
Source: the annotation of a GenBank genome assembly
AUGAUAAGAAGAUUUGAGUCAUUACCAAAUGAAAUUUUUCUUAUUAUAUUUUCUAAUUUAUCAUGGUCAGAAUUGUUAAUAUCAUUUUGGUCAUUAAAUAAACGCUUUAAUAUUCUUAUAUGUUCUAUUCUUUCAAGAAUUGAUAAUCAGUUUAAUAGUGGUAUUGUUAUUAAUGAACCAGGUUUAUCUAUUAGUCAAUAUUAUUCAAUAUUAUUUCCAUUAAUUUUUGAUUCAUCAUCAUCAUCAUCAGUUGCAUGUUGUAUUCGACGUAUUCAUUUUGAUGGAACAAAUUCUAGUGCUUGUGAUUUAAUUAAUGAAUUACUUUUUAAUAAUGAUACGAAAAUUCUUCGUUUUCCAAAUCUUAAAUUACUUGUUUUGACUCGAUGUUUGUUAAUGAAACCCUUAAUUGAAAAUUUACCAUUCCUUAUUAAACAUCAACUUGAUGAACUUAUGUUGACAUUAGAUGAAGAUAUAAUUGAAUUAGCUCAACAACGAAAACAACCAUCAAGAAAUCGUUUUUGUGAAAAAAAAUUAAUGACUACGUUCAAAGAACUAAUACAUCAACUUUUCUCUAGUGAAUGUCGACUAACUUUACUUCGACUUGACAUUAUUUGUAAGGAUUCUUAUCUUGAUCUUCAUCAAUCUUUAAGAUCUGAUAAUAAUAUUUCUUCAAACUCAAUACAUGUUAAAUAUCAAACUUGUUGUAUGACUCUUCGUCGUUUGUAUAUUCAUAUUGAAUAUACAUGUUUUUUGGAACAACUUAUUGAACAUGUUCCUCUUAUUGAACAAUUAUUUGUCAAAUUUCGACAUUCAUUGGAUACCACCCGGCGAUCUGAGUCCGAUAUCGAGAUUCUAAUGAAAACAAAUGGAAAUUGGUUUGAUAAGGUACCAAAUUUACAAUGUUUUACACUGAAAACUUACGUUGAUAAUGAUUUUGAAUUUGCCUAUUUAAAAUGGAUUCUAAACAAUGUUAAUCAUGUUGAAAAACUGAAAAUUCAUCUGAUUAAUAGUUCUUUGUAUGGAACGGAUAACGUCAUUUGGAAUUCUGUUAUUGAUGCGAAUUUUAUUCGUCAAUAUUGUAUGCCUGAUAGAGUUAUCAAUUUAACUCAUUUUAAUUUUCGUAUUAUAUCUAAAUGUAAAUUACCAAUAAAUAAUAUUGAAAAAAUAAUUCAAUCAUUCAAAAUUCAUCCUUUUUUUAUUGAUCAUCAAUGGACAAAUGUCAAAUGUUUUUUUGAUCCAAUAGAAUCUGAUCAAUAUCUUUCUUCUUCUAUGAUUUAUAAACCUCGAUUCUUCAAUAAUUAUAUGUAA